Messenger RNA from Merops nubicus (carmine bee-eater), 2360 nucleotides. It is a transcript of the gene BRAT1, whose product is annotated as BRCA1-associated ATM activator 1. Gene Ontology annotation, cellular component: nucleus. The transcript is spliced from 12 exons. Lineage: Eukaryota; Metazoa; Chordata; Aves; Coraciiformes; Meropidae. Gene Ontology annotation, biological process: cell population proliferation; positive regulation of protein phosphorylation; DNA damage response. The record is from RefSeq and is a predicted model, not a curated record. The annotation marks the transcript as partial.
AUCCUGGCGUGGAGCUGCUGCAGAACAACCCCUGCCUGAGCGGGUUCAUCGCCUCCGUGCUGGCCCUGCCAGAGCCCAGUCCAAGCAUCCUCUCCUUCACCCUGCGGCUAGCUGGGCUACUGGCCUCUUCCCAAAGCCGCUUCCAGCACCUGCAGGAGGAGCAGCUGCUGGGCAGGCUCUUCGGCGGGGCGGUGCCGCUGUGGGAGGACGCGUCGGUGCGGAGCGGCUGGACGAGCGGCGUGCGCAGCAUGAUGUGUCACCAGCCCGCCCUCCGCCUGCUCUGCCACGGCGGAGGCAUUGACGUGGUCUUCACUCUGCAAGAGGAUCCCAGCCUGUUUGUGGCUUCAGCUGCCAGGCAGCUCCUGGUGGAUAUGCUCACCCUCUCUGUAGAGACUGAGAUGACCCAACCUGUCAGUGCAAAGGACUGUGACUGGCCAGCAUGUGCCCAAAUGAUUAUAAAGCACAUAGAAGAUUCCCUUCGGUCCAGCUCUGCCUCUCACGUCGAGCAGUCAUUAAAACUAUUAACUAGUUUGUUUGACAGCUGCUGUGCUUCGUGGACUGAAGUACUUUGGUUAAGCCUAGCAAAGCAAAUAGAAUCCUUUUUGAUGGAAGAGAAUGUUCAAGCACAGCACAUGCUGGCAAAUCUUCUGUGUAGUAUGGCAUGGUCCCCUGUAAUUCGUGACUCUGAAGGCAAUUUUUGGACAUUAGUGACUUCUGCUCUGCAACACUUAGCCCCAGUACAAGUAGGUCGUUUGGCAGUGAGACUUCUCAAGAUCUACAAAUGCCCCCAAGAUGUGAGGAAUCAGGCCCUGACUGUUCUGCUUCAGCCAAUGGACUGUAUCAUGAGAGCAGCCUCCCAGCCUCUGGAAUACACAGGUUUGCUGGAUGAGUCUGUUGGUGACCCUGUCACUGUUGAAGGUCUUCUGUCCUCCAAGUCAUCUUGUGCUAGUCUUCUGUUUCAGACCCUUACGCAUCUGGAGGAGCUGCUGUCUUGGCAUCGUGUCCAAAUAGAUUUGCCCUGCACACCUUUGCUGCACUCUCUCCUGACAACCCUGCAGCUCUGCAGUGGGCUGCUGAGCCCAGCCUCUCCUCUGGGAAGCACCAUCAGCCGAAUCCUGGUCGACAGCUGCAGGGUGCAGACGGCAGCUCUUGGUGUCCUAGCGGCACUCUCGGACCGAAACGGCUGUGACACACUGAUAGGAAGUCUAUUUGAUGUCCUUCUGGCAUACCUGAGGAAUCCAAACACCAGCCCCACUGUUUUAAAGAAAACUUUUCAAGCUACAUCCAAGUGGUCAGUGCAUUUGCAGGAACUGUCUUGCUCCAAUGGUCAGCAGCAACAAACUCAGAAAAUUUUGGAAGAUAUCUUUCUGGUGCUGCAGAAGCAUUUGUGCAGUCCUUAUUGGGAAGUAAGAGAUUCUUCUCUGGAGUUCCUCACUGACCUGAUUGAACACUUGAGAGACUGGGAUGAGUUCAGGCAGUCCCUCCUGUCCUCAGAGGUGCCGAGGCUUACAGAAGAUCUGCUGGAGGAUCCAGAGAGCUACGUGCGAGCGAGUGCCGUGACUGCAGUGGGACACUUGGCCUUCAUUACUUACUUUGCCCCAGAGGCAUCUGUCAUGGGGAAUCAGUAUAAUAAAGAGAACACUGUAGCAAAGCUUCAAGAGAUCUUGUCAACGGACCCAGAGGGCUUUCCUAGGAGGGCUGUGAUCAGCAUCUUCAGCAAGUGGCUGAACCAGGGCUGUACUGGUCAGCUGGAGGAUACAGGGCAGUUUGUCUCUAGUGUGAUCCAGACUGUGGAGCAUGACUUAGACUGGGAAGUCAGACUUGGUGGUUUGAAACUGAUUGAAGCUUUCUGUCAUCAGGUGUUUCGCCAUCCUGGCCUUCCCAAGUGCCCAGCUGAUCCUGCCUCACCUGCAGUCACUAGUUCUGUCCACAGAAAAGAGUCACUGCAGAUACUGUGCCGAGCAAAACUGUUCAGCUUUGUGUUCUGGUCUCUGUGUGACUGCGACCAGCCGGUAGGUGAGAAAGCCUCUCAGAUACUGGUGACCUUACGUGGUGUUUUCUACCCAUGUGGUGUCCCAGAGGAUUUAGACAAGACUGUAGAUUUACCCACAGGACACAGCAUUGCCUGGUUAGAAAGGACACUAAGGCAGGGUUCUCUGGCCCAGAGCUUGCCCAAAGAUGGAGUGGAUUUUGAAGAUCCAGAGAGCAUGAUGCUAGCUUUGGGUACAAUAGACAUAAUAAAGCUAUAUGUUGAGCUAAACAGAUAUAGUGACCAUGUGGAGAGGAGCCCUCAGUCCCUCUUACAGGACAUCCUUGCUACUGUGGGGACCACAGAGGAUAAUGAAGCUGACUGUUACUGA